Pecten maximus is the source of this 4403-nucleotide messenger RNA. RefSeq names its product multiple epidermal growth factor-like domains protein 11. The transcript has 25 exons. Bases 202 to 3144 code for a protein of 980 amino acids. The record is from RefSeq and is a predicted model, not a curated record. Gene Ontology annotation, molecular function: scavenger receptor activity. NCBI's taxonomy places the organism in Eukaryota, Metazoa, Mollusca, Bivalvia, Pectinida, Pectinidae.
AAAUCUCGCAUGCAUCACGUUAAUCUCGUUUUACCUGUGUGUGACAUGCAUUAGGAAGUUGACUUCAUAUACAUAACUCAUGAAUAAUAUUUUUAAGCGAAGAAGUUUGUGAAAAUAUUUUGUUUAAUAUAGUUUACAAAUAAUGAAAAGCGCACGGAUUACCUACGGACGAUAUUGAGAUAAACAAAGAUAAAAGAAAAUAUGGCUGUCAAGAGUGCUAUCACAUGGCUUGUUUUACUAAUGACGUCAUGCGUUGUAAUGUCAUUAGAAUUAAAUGGGACAAAUGUGUGUCAACGAACCGUCACUGUCACCAAAUCCCGCCUUAAAUAUAUAAAGAAGCCAUACGAACGCUGCACGCAAACGUGGUGUCCUAAUAUACUCCAACUAUUUCGUUGUACACGCUGCUACACAUUAUACAAGAGUGAGUUGGUUUUCAAAGAUACGGACUCGGACAAAACAGAGCUGUAUUGUUGUAGUGGAUACCAGGAGAUCGACGGCCGUUGUCUACCCAACUGUCCCAAAGGCUGUCAAAACGGAGCAUGCGUAUUUCCUAAUCUUUGCUUUUGCCACCCUGGCUGGAGUGGUGAAUCUUGUUCAUCACAUUGUGGAAAUGAGACCUGGGGUUUGAAUUGUCAAUACACUUGCAACUGUAACGGCCACGGCCAGUGCGAACCAGUCACAGGGGUGUGUCAGUGUAUGGCGGGUUGGACAGGAGAGAGAUGUCAGACCCCAUGUUCUCGAGGAACUUUCGGCGUGCGUUGUCAACAGCUGUGUCGAUGUAAAAAUGGCGGCGAGUGUGAUAGGGCAAACGGCAUGUGCACGUGUAAACCGGGAUACAAGGGACCUCUGUGUGAAACGCGCUGUCGCCAGAAAGAUGACUGUACAACAGCGUGUAAGUGUCAAAACAAAGGGAAAUGUGACGCUUGGGAAGGACACUGUGUUUGUACACAUGGAUGGACGGGAAAGUACUGUACUGAACCAUGUCCCGCCGGCUACAUGGGCGCUAAUUGUUCCGAGAUCUGUCACUGUUAUAACGGCGGCCAUUGUGAUAGGUUCGCAGGAAACUGUUCCUGUGCACCAGGAUUCACUGGGCAGAAGUGUGAAAUAGAGUGCAAACCUGGAAUAUUUGGAAGUGGUUGUCAAUCCAAGUGUGAAUGUAAAAAUGGCGGUACCUGUGAACACGUGACCGGAACUUGUGUCUGUCCUCGCGGUUACCAUGGAGACCAAUGUGAAAAAAGAGACUGUCCAGAUGGACUACACGGCGAGCAGUGUGACCAGACUUGUAACUGUACAACCGAGCGCACGAAAAGCGACUGCCACCCAAUCACAGGCGACUGUAUCUGUAGCCCCGGAUGGAACGGACACACGUGUGAUGAACCUUGCCCUGCCCCUACAUACGGGGACUCUUGUUCAACGACAUGUGACUGUCUCAAUGGCGGGCUUUGUCACCACGUGACUGGGAAAUGUCAAUGUGCUCCAGGAUUUAUAGGCAAAAAGUGUGAAAAUGAAUGUCCAGAAGGUUUCUAUGGAUUCGGAUGUACUCAACCAUGUCUUUGCAAGAACGGAGCAACGUGUAUGGCAAGGAACGGCUACUGUCGCUGUGCACCAGGCUACCAUGGUUUGACCUGUAGUGCCCUCUGCCCAGUAGGAUGGUAUGGACCAGACUGCGCGUCAAAGUGUCAGUGUAAAAACAAGGCCCUCUGUCACCCAGUUGACGGAAAAUGCACGUGUUUACCUGGCUACAUGGGAAUAUUGUGUGACCAGAAAUGUCCGCCUUGGCAGUUCGGAUUUGGAUGUCGUCAAGACUGUUCUUGUGACGUCAUGAAUGCAAUAUCAUGUGACCACCAGACCGGAAUUUGUAUGUGUAAACCAGGAUAUAGUGGUGUAGACUGCAGAAGCACGUGCCCUGAAGGGAAGUGGGGCGGUUCUUGCUCAAAAACAUGCUUUUGUAAGAAUAACGGCACGUGCGAUUCUAGGUCGGGCGACUGUCUAUGUAGGUCAGGGUACCUUGGUGAUGACUGUGGGAAUAAAUGCCCUGCCGGCUAUUAUGGGGAGGGAUGCCAGACUCAAUGUCGACAAUGUAGCAAGGGAUUAGUCUGCGAUCACAUCACUGGAAGAUGCUUUGCGAAAGAAUGUCCAGCCGGUUUCCAUGGUCCGGAAUGUCGUCAAGUUUGUGAAAAGGGAUAUUUCGGAAAAAGUUGCAAUACAACAUGCCCGCCUUGCAAAAAUGGAGCCCUCUGUGACUAUGUCAGAGGAAACUGUAUAUGCAUGCCCGGAUGGACAGGAGACUUGUGUGAAAAACCUUGUCGUUCUGGUUUCUACGGGUACAAAUGUAAGUCGAGAUGUACCUGUGAGAAUGGUGGAGAGUGCAGACGAACAGACGGAUCGUGUCACUGUUUCCCUGGAUACACGGGCUUCACGUGCUCUCAGAGUUGCAGCGAGGGAUAUUACGGCCAAGACUGCCAAAAACUAUGUAACUGCGAUGAGAAGGAAAGUUGCCAUCCCGUACACGGAUGUAUAUCAUCUGCCACUGUAAAUACGAGGGUAGCUCCACCAGAAGAAUCAAGCGUCAAUGGGACCGUCGUUGCCAUGUCAGUAGUAGCAGUUGUCCUGGUCGUGGUAGUGAUUUUGUUAGUGUUUUAUUUCCGGAACCGAGUCAAGCGUCUCAAGGAAACAAAAACUGACACGCUUCAGUUUUAUUCAGCCAGAAACCAAGGAAAUGGCAUGGCUGGUAUUAUCAACCCAGUGUACGCAGUUAACGGGGGCACUAACUCGCAUAAUGAGAAUCUGAACAACAGACGCCGAGAGCAGGAUAACCAGAUGCAGCCGUCGGGCCCCGGACCAUGUAGUGCUGCUGCGUCAUGUGCCUCCUACUACCCGGAUGACGACGAGGGCAGGUACACUGACUUCAAAACUGUAGAGGCACACACAUACAAGAACGCCUCUUUAGGGGCCAGCAACACAUAUGAAAAUGACGGUAAAGCACGUGCGAAGGAAAUGCUGUACAAAAAUAAAAUACAGGUUGAUCUAGUGAACAACCUGGAUAAGUCCGAGGAGGCAGGUCCGCCUCGGGACUAUGAUAAUGUUUCUCUGGAUUCGAUUGACAGAGAGAAAGCCAGGAACAAGGACUGGCCUUUGUAUUGAGAUACACGUAUACCUAUUUCCCAAGAGGAUAACAUGAUUCUACAAAUUUACGAAUACAUGUUCUAUGGAGAAUCAGUGAUGUAAGAGACUACAAAGUAAACAUCGUGCGUUUUCAUUGAUGAAAAUGAAGGCGAAGAGUGAAUUUCUGAUGAUAAAUACGGGAUGUGACUGUAGGUAUACAAAGAAUCACACUAAGUUGCCGAUGAGAUACUUCUGCACGUUUCAUCAUUUUUUGUUCGCAGUCCCGUGGAGUCAAGUCCAGAAACAGAGCCGGACAAACACAUACAAAGCUGUCAAUUUAUAACGGACUAUAAUAUAAAACAGCCUAUAAAGUUAUCCAUCAAAACGGACUGUUUGUCUAAUUUCAAUACAACGAUUGUAUGCAUACAAGAACCUCCUUAUUAGCGUCAAAUGCUACAAAAGUACUAUAUACGUACAUAUAUUUCAGCGGUAAAUAUAUCAAGGGCAUUCAUAUCUGGAAACAGUCCAUUAUAUUAUUACUGUGCUAAAACGUUUCCGUAUAUUAUUUUAUAGGGCAAGAAUUGUGAACGUACCAACUAUCAUUACACAUAUGUUGUUAUGAUAUGGUUAUUCCCUCGAGACUCAAGAAACACAAAUAAGUAUGUUAAGAUUAUUUGAUUUGGUCAUUUGCAUGAAGUACUUUUUUUCGUUUGUGAUGGAGUAUAACAGAAAUUAAUACAUAACCAGCGAUAUUUUCACAUAAAAAGUAAAUAUCAGAAGGAAAAAAUUAAGUGAAAUAGAUUACUUCAAUAACUGGUUUUUUUUGCACAAGAUUUGAUGUUUGUUAAUCCUGCGGCUUAAAUUUCUGUACCUGAUGUUUAUAUUGAUAAUUCCGUUUCAGUUUUUCAUUAGCAAAAGGUAAAACGUUAAGUUAAUGGAAACAAGGAUUAGCCAUCCACUAUUACAUUACUUCUAUAACUAAUGAGUUCGAUGAUCAUUGCUUAUUGUAUAGUCAUGCUUUUAGUUCUUAAUGGCAAGUCGAGAACCAAAAGCGAGAAAACUAUAUCAUUUUGUACAUAUUGUUAUGACACUUAAUUUAAUGAAAACAGAAAUGAAAACAAAAAAAACAAAUAUCGACUAUUUUGUGUUAUUAAUUUAUGUCCAUGUUGAAAUAUUAAAGUGUUACAUCUGCUAUAUUGCAGUGUUCUUUAAGUAUGCUAUAUUGGUGCAAUUGUGUUUUAGCACAUAAAACAUGUUAUUUGUACAAAGGAAAAAUAAAUUUUUAUUCUACUUUAAAA